Molecule: messenger RNA, 10940 nt
Organism: Ornithodoros turicata
Lineage: Eukaryota; Metazoa; Arthropoda; Arachnida; Ixodida; Argasidae
Exons: 13
Coding region: 734-8443 (2569 amino acids)
Biological process (GO): intracellular protein transport; exocytosis
Cellular component (GO): exocytic vesicle; plasma membrane
Molecular function (GO): neurexin family protein binding; small GTPase binding
Source: RefSeq, a predicted model, not a curated record
GCGCUUUUAAACGCGUACAUUUGUCGCGGCGGCGUGCAAGGUACGCCAUCGCGCCCCUUUUCCUGACAGUCGACAACCUCGUAUAAUGCGUCUGCAUGCGAUCUUCGAAGUCGACAGUCUUCUGCGCGUGACAACGUGAAAACCUGAACUUCUGAAUGGUGAAACCGGAGUGUCUUUGUGGUGCACUGGGUUAUCUUGGUUUGAGGUGGUGACAGCGAGCCAGUAUCUUUUCUUGUCCUUUUUCUUUUUCUUUUUUUGCCUGAGGAACGUUGGUGACCACCUUGGAGGAGUUCGAAAGAAACGUCCAAGCUGUCCUGAUGCUUUGACCGGACACUCCUUGAACCGCAGCCGAUGAUCUUCCUCAACAAACUCUCGUGCUUCGUUCAGUGGUGUUGUGCCUUCCGUCUACACUAAGUUCCCUUUCUCGAGCUUCAAAUCUACGUGUCUUGACGUUUCCGGAACCUGCCUUUCCUGCUGCAAUUUCAGCGCAGCUUUAGUGCCAAUUUUGUCUCGAUAGCCGUUCGAACGUGUUUGCAUCGGUUGUAACAAGACAGCUGCGACAUCAACGUGCCCAAUACUCAGGGAACGUGCUCUACUAGUGGCCGGGUUGCUUGUUAUACAGGGCAUUUGGCUUGGCGGCUCGCGAAGCCAGUAGAUGGCCCUGGAAGAGCGAAAGUGUGGCCGUGACGUGGUCAGUUUCCGGUGUCUGCUGGGGGUGAGUCGCUCUUGACGGAUGUGGAGCGCCGGGGCUGCCGUUGGAGGGAGGUGCACCAGGAUGGAUCAAGUGGACCUCAGCCACCUCAGCCUCGCCGAGAAAGAGGCUAUCCUCAUGGUCAUCAAGCGGGAUGAGGCGCUCCGGAAAAUGGAAGAGAGGCGCAUACUGCACCUCAAGGCAGAGCUGCAGCGACUGCGCAAGCGUGGCGCUUUGCGGCCUGGCCUGGAUCCCGCUCGCAGCUGCGGCCGAUGCCUUGCAGCCUUGGGUCGGAUUAUGAACCGUGGUGCUCCGUGUCCCGUAUGCCACAAGAAGGUGUGCCGGGAUUGUCGCCUUUACGAGCCGGGCGCCCAGGAGGGAUCGCAGGAUUGGCUCUGCGUCGUGUGCCAAAAACAAAUGGAGUUAAAAGCAACCUCCGGCCAAUGGAUGCAGGACCUCUGCCGCAGAUCAAGCCGGCGCCGCAAACUGAACGGUCCCUCCGUCACCGAUGUAGUUGGACGAGCUCUCAGUCCACCGCCUUCCCAAGCACGGAAGGCUCCUGAAGCUCCCGAACAUGCGACGUCGCCGCCGACGACAUCGGCCCCCUGCCGAUUUCAGUCUCCCAGUUCAUCAUCCACACCGCAGCCUUCACACGAUACUCCACGUCGCUUCCUGCCAGACUCCCCCCUGUCCUUAAGAAACCAAGACAGCUGUUCCUCAGAACCACCGGACGAAGACUCCUAUACUACGCCCUGUUCCAGAACUCCUCCCCGUCUGUCCUCCCUGACGUCUUCUACGUCACCAGGGAGCGUCCGGUGGGCUCCUCUUCGGGCGCCCCUAAGAAAAAUGCCCCGGCAAACGUCGUUGUCUUCGUCGAGUGACAGCCUGUCAGCCGAGUCCCCCGUGCACGUCGAAUUGGACAAGCCAACGGAUUCGGUGGACCGGUGUUCCCCUGUUGGCGAGAAAGUGCCUCCGGUGCCUUUUCCACGGACGAAACGCCAAGCUCGGUCCCCCGAUAAAGGUUCACCGUCUCCUGUCUUGUCUAGGUCAAUGCCGCAACAGCUUCCCCUGCCAAAGCUUCCGGUGGCUGUUUCCUUGUCAGCACCAGCGUCACCGGCGUUCAAACAACGUAGUAGAAGUGCCCUUACCGUAACUUACAGCAGUCCUCCGAGUGUAGGCGAAGAUGGAGAUCUACAUGGUGUGCCCAGGGGUGUUCGAAAGGGGACGGCUCCCGAGUUAGGGGACCUUCACCGCGCCAAGGAGGCCGUCUUCAGGAGGGUGACGAUCAAGAAGAGCCUUGGCGAACCGGACAGCAAUCACGAAUACGACGCCGACACAACGAACCACACUCCCGUCGCCGAUAUUAACGCAUCUAACUGUCAUUCCUCUUACCCCUUUCCCGUACCUCCUCCUCUCAUCUAUGACAACAGCGACCCUUCUCUGUUGCACAGAACCACUAACGUCCCUCUAACUCUACAGGCAACUUCUUACACUAAUACCUCCUUGCCUCCCAUUAACCCGUGGUUCCACCGACCCCAGCUCCCGUCGGAUCACCUGGACAGCAGCCCACCUUCGCCGGCCAUCCGCAGACUGAGCGAACUUCGAAAGUCCCUCCGACUUCGGGACAUCCGGGACCUACAUCGAGCCUCGGACUCCGACACCCCAUCCAGACCGACGAGCCAAAACAGCUUCGACAGCCGCAUCUGGCAGUUGGACGACUCCGACUCUGACAUUCAGUUGGGACUCAAAGACAAGGCCCUCUUGCCCGACGAUUUUAAACUCGUGUUCAUCAGUUCCGACUCCUCGGACGACGAAUCUGACUGGUGGGGCAACGGCGACACAACGUGGAAAAUGGGUCCGCAAUUGGAGGACGACUUUGGGGAAAUUUACUUUGAAGACUCAGACUGGGAAUUCUCCUCCGACUCUGAUGGUGGGGUUAGGGUAUUGUCGUCCGAUGAAACAUCGUCUUCUGGAGGCGCAUGUUCAGAAGCAGAAGAUGUCGUCGUGCUUCCUCCAGACGAGCUGGCUUUCUGGAGCAAUUGCCUUCGAGGCGGCGGCGGCAGUAGCAGUGGGGACGAGGAAACGCGCACGAAAAUGUGCCCUCGAACGUGUAACCAGAGGCGUUGGAAAGAAAACGGGCCGGAAACCAGCGAAGCGGAGAGCCAGCACCGCCCAGGUGUUGUUGGCGUGGGAGUGAAUAAGAUAUCGGAGUUGGACGACCCCGAGCAAAGGUCCUUCGACAGCGGAGAGAGCCGCGCAAAGAUUUCAGGAGUUGGAACGAGCUUAAUGGAGGCGGUGAAUCGAGGAACCAGUCCGCCUGUUGUGACGGACGGAACGGCCACGAUUGCCGAUGUGGGAAGACUGCACGUAGGGGAACCGGACCGAGGAGGCCCUUGUUCUCAGGAGGCGGCGAUACGCUUCUUGCCGCGGCCACCUGUCGUUGACUCACUACCGGAAGUGGGCGAGGGAAACGGAACCGACGCCAUCGGCGUACACUCGCCAGCGGAGUCGCAGCUUUUCAACAACGAUGCGAUGGUAGACUGUGCUUCGUCGACACAUUUCGAUGACAGCGAAUUGCAUACCGAAGGUAAAUUUUCGGGACGGGAUACCGCUGCGUGCGGAGACUGCUCAACGAAGGCGCUCGAGCGCGACGUUGCAGCGGACAAUGAUCCGAGUCGGACGCUCAAGAUGGCCGACGCUCAAGGGGCCGAGAGAAGGGAAGUGGGACAGCAAGAAAGUUGGUGCGCCUCCACAGAGGAAGGCAUCGACUCACGUAUGGCCGCGAAUGAACUUGGUGGGUGUUCAACAACUGGAAAAAGUGAUUGUGCAAGCUCGGACAACGCGACCAAGGACGAUUCCAAAUCUCCGAGCGGUCAACUCCGAAAUAGCAUUGACGUCAGCGACCGAAGCAAAUGUGACCAAGGUUCGGCUCAACAGGUGAUUGCGGAGGACGCGUCGGGCGCAAAGUUGGAUACCACAGAGAGUGAGGAGUGCGUCCGUGCAUCGGAAUAUGUGAGAAGUGAAUUCUGUUCUGUGAAUGAAGGGAAAACGGACAGCGAAACGGCGCAUGACCGACCCGUGUCUCCGAAGCAGCAAGUUGAGGGAAGUUUUGAUCUCGAAGGUAUGGUUGUUUCCACGUUAGAACGGUAUUUUACCCAGGCCCUCGAAAGCUCUGAAAUUAGUACAGUGCGACAGAAUUCAUUGAGCGUAACCUGGAAACGCAAAGUCAAGAACUGCGAUGAUCCCAAUUCGGCAUCUCGCGAGGGCGCACUUCAGUCAAGCGAAGCGAGCGAUGCGUCCUGCGACGAGGAUGAAGAGGCUAUGUUCAGCGAUGCUUCUACAUCAUCGGAUGACGCUAUGUAUAUAUCUCCCAUUCCGAAGUUCAACGCGAUGCAGUACGGCAAUCCCUUGUCGUAUUCACUGCACACAAUACUCGAAGAAAGUUGCGAAGAAAGUGAGAGAGGUUCGCGACCAACGACGCCGCCUGCUAAAAAUCAGUCUUCGGAGCUGGAGAAAUAUUUCAGUUUCGCGAUUGGCAACGCGACGCUGGAGGAGCUUCAUAAAAGGUGGUCCGUGGCAACGAGCGAGGAAUUCAGUGACACAAUUUCAGAAACGUCGGGUAUCGAUGAUGUCGAAGUAAUGGAUGAGGAUCCUGCCAUAUUGGCGUCGUCACGCCUGGAGAAAUAUUUCACAUCGGGACUCCUCGGGGCAGGCACGUUCAAUUAUCCUGACGAUGCGGAGUUUACUGAUGAAAGUGGUGGUGUUAGUAGCGAUGAUGAUGAUGAUGAUAAGAAUACGAAUUCCGCCGGUGGCAGAGCAAAGAGCAAAGGUAGCAAAACUUUGUUUGCCGAAGAUGAACCUUGCAACACCGUCAAACGGAAAAAGAAAGGCGAUGUUCCGUGCUAUGAUGUCCACGUUCCUUUAGAAAAUGAGAGCUGUGGUACAAUUAAAAAGAAGAGAAGCGACGGCAACACAGAACUAUCAACCUUGGAAUUGAAUCCAGGAGACAAAAGUGAUGUGCAGCAAAACAUUGGUGAAUCUUUAAGCAGCAAAAAUGGUUCUGAUAGCGCUGAUGUUACUCUGACAUCCUCAGAGUGCCCGCAGGGCCACGUCAGUGACGUGGUAGAGCUCCAAGAAGCUCAGACACCAGCAGAAUCUCCUUCGAGGUCGAUGUUGUCAAGUGUCACAAGCACAGCCGCCAGCUUAGAUUCUAGGAGGGACAGUCAGUCAUCAAUGAUGGAGUCCUCGACAUCAGGCAUAGAAAGCAUGUGCAGCAGUGUCACCAGCCUUGCAUUGUCAUCUGACUUUUCAAAGGAUCUAACAGUGCCCGUGGGUCAGGACAAAAGUGUCCUGCCGCAAGAUGGUGUUGAAAACACAAGAUACACUCUGUACACACACACAGCAGCAGGUAUAGUGUGUUCCGAAGGGAAUGCAGGGACAGUGGCUCCAAUAAUGAACAGCAGUAAUAAAGGUAUAGCAAAUGACACCAAGGACGAAGACCCUGCGGACGUGACCAUUACCGCAGAACCUGAUGACUCAAUCGACAACGAACCUGUCCAUACCCACAGCCGUUCUUCGUCUACUGGAGGAUACUCGGACGAAGAAGCUGCGUAUAUCGUAAACCGUGUGAUAGCUCACAUUUCGGGAAUGAACGAGGACGAUACAAAGAUUGACGAGAACGUUCCACCCUGGAAGGCCCUGCUCGAAUCUCAGAUCACGCGUCUCAUGCAAACCGUGUCUCCAGCUGCUCUCUCUAGUGAGAGCAGUAGCACAAUCGGGAGCAACAAUAGUGACUACGGCAGUGACACCCUGGAGUCCGGCAGCUAUACUUCGACUGACGACGAAGCGUCUCCGAAACCCAGGCGGCACGUCAAGACGACAAGAACACUUAGCAAGAGGUCCCUUUCGCUGGAAGAUAACGAGAAGAUGAUUGCCGACAACGUGAGUGGCCACAGCACGGACUCCACUAUCUCUGAAGAGACUAUUUUCAUCUGCAAGCAGCUGAUGCAGUCGCUGAAGAAGUUGUCGGACGACCGCGCAAGCAUCGAGUACAAGGCAGUUCCAGUCAUCUCUGACCAUAAUCACAAUGAUUAUGAAAAGGCGCAAGAGUACAUUCAAGAUCAGAUUGUAGCACUCAUGCAUACCGUGAGUGUCAGCUGCAAUGGAUCUCCACUGAGGGAGCGGCGUGGCAAGAUACAAUGCCCGCUGGGCGGUUCAGCGGAGUGUUCGGACAUUGAGUCUCCAAAUCUUUCUGAAAAGAAAAGAUCCCUAGGGAAGACCAAGACCCCGUCUGAGUCAGGGUCCGAGACUGUGUCGUCCAGCAUCAGCAUUCCCAGCUACGACUCUGACCACACUGCGACCGAGUCUGAGGUGUCGCACGAGAUGGACGAAUUGUACAGUCUUCUUGAGUCAUCUACACUGGGAGACAACAUUUCACUUUCAAAGCUGUCCUGCUGCGAUGGUGAAGAGUCGAUUGACCACUUCCUGUUGCCUCCUUCUGCACAAUUUGGAGACCCCGAUCAAGUUGUGAGUGAAUCAAAUAGGCUGCAGUUCUCCGAGCAGAAUUGUGACCUUCCUAACCACAGGGACGAAGAAAAGCUUCCCGGAAUGUUCAGCAUGUCAAGCGGAUCAGUUGGAAAGUGCGAUAGCUCCUCCACGUUGACUGCGGGGUCCGACUUGGACUUUUGUGGCAGCAUGGAAACUGUUCUUGAAGUGGGGCCGAAACCAGAAACUGUCUCGCCCGAGCCAAGCACAUCUCCAACGGAACCCAGUGCUGAUAAGUCACGAUCGGAAUCUUCAUUGUACAUAAAGGCACGGAAGGGACUCAGUCAGAGGCGACUUAUUGUUACGAGGAGCAGCGACAACCUUGGCCCGUACAAACGUUGUGAACUGCAGUUGUUCCGUCCGUCGAAAUCCGACCACUCCUUACCAGAUUCUGCAGUUUGUGAUGAUAAAGAUGACAACGGCUCUGAAGCCAGUACUACGGACGAUUCUCUACCCUCGAAGCGCAUGUCUGGGAAAGAAAAAUCUUCCAGUGAGAAUAACCUCUUCCUUGCCGACUUUCCGAAAGUUCGUCCACCGCAGAAGGUCUCAGGAACAAAGUCUGUGGGGAACAUCGCAGAUAUUGAUGGUACCCACGGCAGCAAAAGUUCUUGCUUCCGUGAUACGGGUUAUUAUUCUUUCAAGUCAUCCGAAGAGAGUGUCUUGAGCUUGGAAGAGCCUGCCAGCCGUCCUGCUUCAGCUUCACUCACGAGGCAAAAGUCUGUCCCCUCCUCAGAUACAAUACCUGAGGUCGAAGAAGAGCCCGUCCGUCCUGCAAGGAGCCUUCGACCAAGUUCCAACUGUUUCAGCUCGAGCAACAUUCCAGAGACUGUUCUUACUGACUGCAAGUCGAGCACUUUACCAUCUAGUCUUCGUAGCAAAGUGUCCCGACCUUCGCCGCACUCUUCUUCUAUGGUUCUUCGGCAGAGGCAUUUCUCAUCCACUUUUUUCUCCACUUCUGGUGUCCUCAGGAAGCUCACAGCCCUCAAAGCUGAUGACAGCAGCGGUUCUCACCGUUCCUCUCCAAGGGGUCGCCUGAGGGUAAGAGGAAGGCACUCAUCCGGGGGAAGUGAUGACUCUGCAAGGGCAAUACCUGUAAUCAAUGUUGCUGCUGAAGAGGGCUCACUUAGUAGGGCCAGCAUUGACAGCAGUUGUGCCGAAGGGCCACACGAUGAGAGAUUGGACAGCGUGUAUCCAUCUUGCAGCAGGAGUCAGACAAGCUUAUCAUCCAUUGCACCAUCUAGAAGUGAAAGCAUGACAAGUGUCUACAGUGCUGCAGGCCGGUACGGCACAGUUGUGGUGACAGGUGAAGCCCAGUUCAGUCUUGUGUACAAUCCUAAAUCUGGAAUGCUGGAAGUCCACGUCAAACAGUGUCGUGGCUUGGCCCCUGUGGACACAAAGAAAAAUAGAUCGGAUCCGUACGUUAAAGUUUACUUGCUACCAGACAGAACAAAAAGCGGGAAACGUAAGACGAAGGUGAAGAAGAACAAUCUGAACCCGGUGUUUGAUGAAGUCCUUAAGUUUCGUGUCACCAUGAGCGAGCUUCAAGCACGUGUGCUGUGGCUGUCGGUAUGGCACAGCGACAUCUUCGGCCGUAAUGACUUCCUCGGAGAAGUGAUGCUACAGCUGAGUGAACGUGCUUUCAAACAGACUGACUCCAAGUGGUAUCCGUUGCAAGAACGGAGGGAAUCUCUGGAAACGCCGUUGAGCUACAAGGGUGACCUGUUGUUGUCACUGAAGUACAUGCCUCCUGAUGUGACUAAUUGGGCUUCCAAGCUGGGAUCUCUGCAUGUCCUUGUGAAGGAGGCACGCAACCUCAUGGCAACCAGGUCCAAUGGCACAGCAGACCCCUUCUGUAAAAGCUACCUGUUGCCAGACCGCAGUAAGUCUGGGAAGCAGAAGACUCCAGUGAUGAAGAAAACCUGCAAUCCCAAAUGGAAUCACACAUUUGUCUACAAAGAUGUCUCCUUAGAUACGUUGAAGGACCGUUGUCUGGAGCUAACUCUUUGGGAUUAUGACAAGUACAUCAGCAAUGACUUUCUAGGAGGUGUGCGUCUUGGUACUGGCACAGGGAGAGCGUUGGGAGCAGAGGUGGAUUGGAUGGACUCUCAAGGCGAGGAAGUGCUGUUGUGGCGCACAAUGCUGGAAAAACCCAACACGUGGGUGGAAGGAAAAUUGCAGCUGCGCCCCAACCUCACAUCGAAGCGGUAACAUUGUACAGGGGAAUGCCGAAGGAGUGGUGGGGGUAACAAAUGCAACACAAAGGACAAUAUGACCUGACCAAGCCAAAGCUCUUUAGCGUGUACAUAGACAGUGAUGGACCAUGCUCGGUUAUGUAUGUAUGAGCAGCCUCCCUGUAAAAGAUUUUUGCUCUUUUUGUAAAAAAACAUAUCAGGAGGAACAAAGUUUCAGAAAUGCAAAUGGAAUGAGUGAUGUAAUCGUGAUUGUGUUGCACAGAGAUAUGAAGGCGGUCCCUGCUGCACAUGGAGUGCUAUCAUCUUGGAUAUAUUCCCCUUCUGAGGAUGUGCUUUAACGUACUGUACUGAAGACAUGUGCUGUUUUAUCAUGUACAGAAACAUUGUGUAGUGAUAAUUUACUCACGCAAACAAGAAACGAAGGCUUCUGUUUCAUCAGAUGCAAUGAUAUUGCUACUUCUUGUUUUUAUGUAGCCUUUUUGUUUACUAUAUUGCUUUUAAGGUGUCGUCCUGAGUUAAAUCUUGUGUCUUCAGAAUUAUAUAUAAUUAAUCCCUUUGAAGUUUAUACCCCUCACAUUGUAUUCUGACAGACGUUGGAUAAACACAGAACAACAGUACUGUUUUUUUAUAUCAGGUAAGGUAACUGACAAGGUUAGUACGUGCAGUUGUAAAGGUUCGCAAGCUAAACACAACAUGUAUUUUGGGGGGAGGGGGGGGGGUGAAACUGUUUUGAGCUCGGUAACUCUAGUCAGCACUGUGGUUUGAAGGUAAAUACUGCUUUUACAUAUGUAGAGGAGCCAUCAUCAGUUUGUUGAUAAACAUGUGAUGAGCACAGAGCAAACUGUGGUUCUCUCUGCAGCCUCAAAAUUACUGCGAAUUCUUAAAAAUUAUUCGAGUGACUGAAAAACAGGACGUGACGUGACAUGACAGUGCAGGAGUUCCUUCACUUUCCUAGGAGCUUUGGGACAUAAAACCUUAAACCUUUUGGGACAUGAAACCUUAGAAUGUUGAAGUAGGUUAACAUUGUAUUGCACCUUAAUGUGACUAUAUCAGUCUUGCAAAUUUGAGACUGACAUGAAGCUGACGUACAAGUAAUUAACUCACACUUUACUUGUGCAUUCAAGGUAAGCUUUGUGCAAAUACUGUUUUGAACCAGAUGCUGGAGUUACCUAGAGAGGAUCCUUUGCAGUGUUGAAUUCCUUGAAGAGCUUCGAUCACAGACUUAGAAUUACGUGGUGACGUUAACGUUGCCUCGAGCUCGAGGUAAAACGCAGGACGAGAAAAAAACACGACAGACACAUUUCGUGAGUUUGUGUGUUGUUCUCGUCCUGCGUUUUACCCACGACCUACUAGAUGAUAACGACCAUGUCAUAGGCACCCCUUCCCAGCACCACGUUUGGAAGCUAGCGGUGGCGCUGCUCACUGGUCCGGUUAUUGCUUCCUCAAUUUCUGCAAUAGUUUGUACUUCAGCUUACCUUAGUAUUUUUGUACAAGCGGUGAACGCCCGCGGGAGAUGCUUCUUUCUAAAGUUGAUUGUCAUCAUCAUUCUACGCGAUUUCAUAGGAGCUGUUGCUGUCGUCUGCUACGGUAGUCGUAAGUCCGCUUCUGCGCGUUCAAAAUUCAAAUUUCCAUUGUCCGAUCAUAAUGUAGAUCUCGCAGGCUGUUGAGUGGCACCCCGAACGGAUCGUGCGGGUGGGCUCCUCAUUGGGGUGGCCGAUUAUGACGUGGUUUUACCUCAAACUCAAGGCAAUGUUAACGUCAUCAAGCCAACGCCAGCUAGCCUGCCUACUCCAGUUACGUUCACAGUACAAGUACUGUGUGGUAAGUACGCCAUCCACAGCAGCACAGCCUUCAUUACUCUGUACAAUGCCUGCACGGUCAUGGUUGCGCUGUCAAGCACAGUUUUCAACUGCUGUAUAAAUAGUCCUUAAUUGUAUCAUGUCUGCUAUCUUGUCUGCACACCCUGAAAGAUUUUAUUCCAUGUUCAUAUGGCCUUCCAUUUCACUUGAGCUUACAACCUACUGUGUCGGCCUUGCUGAGUAGAUUUCACGGUGCAUUGCUUGUGGCAUGAGUCCGAUAUUUAUUUUCUGACUGCAACACGUGGCAAAGCUCACGUCUCAUCUCAUUGCCUGUACUACUAUAAUGCCUAAAAUGUUGUGCCUGUUAUUGCGUCGUCACAUUCUGUGUUUGAAAUGCUAUGUACUAACGGUAGGCCUGUGUGCCGCCCUCUCUAGUUGCGAUCACUCGAAAUGAAAUGCAGAGCCUGUUUGGCAAGUCUGCAUGGUAUUGUACAUACAUACACACAUUCCUAUAUAAAGCAUCCGUGUAUAGUAAUUGCCAAACUAUGCUGUAAAGCUAUACCUGUUGUACUCGAGUUUAUUCCGAUGUGUGAGGCUUACAGAAACUGAGCAGAUUUUGAACCUUUUUCAUGCUCUAAAGAAUGUUAACUUGCACCUUGUUGCAUAUUCUCUUCAAGAUGUUAUUUUAAUAAAAAUUGCAUAAUUUUUCAUAAC